UUUCCCUUUCGAGUUCCUCCGGAGAGCUCCUGACAGAUACCGGCCGCACGUGCCAGUUGCAGCCUUUGGGCCGGCUGCGUGGCGUCUGACAUUAGGAUAUCUUGUAAACAAGGCCAACUGUACAUUUUUCCAGUAAAGUAAGCAAAAAAUUUGAUACACAGUGCCCUUGGGGAGAAGAUCCACUCAUUGCUUUUGUACCAAACCUGACAAGGCCUCAGUUGUCAAAGGUGGCACCAGGAGGAUGUCACACAUAGGAGUAAAACUGUUCCUAGAGCAAAUGAUGAUGAGACAUCUGAAAGUGAAUGCAUGCUUGUACCCACACAUGGAGGCUUUGUGGGAGACAGAGGGGUCUGUGAAAGAGAGCUCCAGUCAGAGUAAGAAAUCCAACCCACAAAUGGACAGUCUUGGUCCUGAGAGCGCUCGCCAGCACUUCCGGAGCUUCUAUUAUCAUGAAGCACCUGGACCGCUCGAGGCUGUCAGCCAACUUCAGGAAUUAUGCCAUCAGUGGCUAAGGCCAGAGAUCCACUCAAAAGAGCAGAUCUUGGAACUGCUGGUGCUAGAGCAGUUCCUGACCAUUCUGCCCAGGGAUACCCGGGACUGGGUGCAGAAGUAUCAUCCACAGAGCAUCAAAGAGGCUGUGGCCCUGGUAGAACGCUUUCAGAGAGAAGCUGGUGGAAUAAGUAAUGAGGUCACAGACCAUGAGCUGGGAAAGGAGGCAGUGCUCUUGGGAGGAACAGCAGCGGCCCCAGGCUUUAAGUGGAAGCCAGCAGAGCCCCAACCAAUGGGUGUGUUCCAGAAAGAAUGUUGGAAUACAUACCGGGUACUACAAGAACAGCUGGGCUGGAAUACUCACAAAGAAACCCAGCCUGUAUAUGAAAGAGCUGUGCCUGCUCAACAGAUUCUAGCCUUUUCUGAGCAGAAAAACACCCCAAACUGGAAGAUGGCAUCUGAGCUCACCUUGCCUGAGUCCCAGAGUUUGUUGACAUUUGAAGAUGUGGCCGUGUCUUUUUCCGAGGAAGAAUGGAAGUUACUGAACCCUGCUCAGAAAAUCUUCUACAAUGAUGUAAUGCAGGAAAACUAUGAGAAUGUCGUCUCUCUAGGGUUAAAGAUCAAAAAUGACACUGGAAAUGACCAACCUAUAUCUCUUUCUACAUUAGAAACACAAGCAGCAGGAUGCAAAGUAUUAAGAAAGUCCAGAAUGAAAGUUGCCCAGAAAACAACGGGCAAAGAAAAUCACGGUGGUACACACAGGUCUCCCAGACAGCCAACAUGCCUGGUCUCCUUGCAGCUCUCUGGACAUGAGCCUGCACCGGCUUUGGGCCUCCCCGGUCAGGAAACCCAGGAAACGUUUCUAAACAAGCAGCACUGCCACCUGCUUCUCUGGGCCUUGGCGAAUCAGUGACCAUGAAGCUGCCUGCAUUGUAAGGACCUCUGGGAUCUCAUGGCCUCUGGAGGUGGAUUUGACCGAAACACCCAGGAAGCAUCUCUGUAAACUGGUUUUUCUCCUUCCUAGUGCUGCCUCUCCUCCACUAUCCUGCCUGCCUGCCAGCCCUUUGCAACUCAGCCCACCCAGCAUGCUGUCCCCUUUGGAAACUGACCUUGGCAGAGGUCACAGAGCGGCCCAAAAUGAUGUAGCAGGGAAGCACAAGGGCCUGCUUCUCUCCAGGAGAUUCACCUUUCUCUGAGAUCUCCUAAUACCUUCCUCAUUUUGGAGAUGGGCAGGGGCCGGAACCAUCCAGGGCCCCAGAGGUGGGCUUGACAGUUGGUGCAAUAAGGUAGACCCUGCACCCUCACUGAGGCCUGCAGGUCCCCACCCCUGCAGGUCAGCAGCAGCCUGGGUGCUUGAGGCCCAGAGAGGCUUCUUGGAGAUGCAGUCUCAGGAGCCACCUCUGAGGAGUCAUUUAGUCUAGCAGGUUUCAAACCAAGGUUCAUGUGUGCCCAGGGGUGCACAAACACUAUCCGAGGGAGACUGGGCAUGGAUGGUUUUAAAGGAAUCUUGUUGCAAAUCCUUAGUCCCAUACAGUGUUCUUCCUAAAACAAAUCUGAGGAAAACCCCAAGGGAGGUUCUCCAUUCCCAGAUCCCCUUCACCACCACCCUUCCACCACUAGUACCUGCCCUGAUCUCCCCAGGGUUCAUUGCCUCAGAGUUUCACAUGUCUGAGGAGCCGAAGAGGCUUGAAAAUACACUAGCCAGGAAACUGAGUGACUUAUGCCUGCGUAAGGAAUCUUGCAUAUCAAAUAAUUUCCUGUUUUUUCCUUUAGACAGAAUUGAAGAAGGACUUAAUCAGUUGAUCAGCUGGUUGAUCAGUGGGGAAAAAAAUGGAUGAUAGUUCAAUAUUUGAUUUAUGCCAUGUAACUCUAAAAGAAAUAAAAAAAUUUUGAAUGAUCCUGCUGUAACAAAAUUCUUUCCAUGCCCAUUUACAUAACAUCUCUGAAAAUGAGAAAUAGUGGUAUAAUUGGUGGUGAGCCAGGACUCAUUCUGAGAAUAACUAAUAUUCAUUCAUGAUACGAACUAAUUUUAAAAGAUUAAUCCAUAUCAUUAUGAGUGGGAUUUUCAAUAAUUUUUUUGUUUAUAACUAUCCAAAUUUAGAAUAUAUUUAUAUUAUAUAUAAAUAUAUUUAUGUUGGAUCAAUAUAUUUAUAAAUAUA
Molecule: messenger RNA, 2648 nt
Organism: Diceros bicornis minor
Lineage: Eukaryota; Metazoa; Chordata; Mammalia; Perissodactyla; Rhinocerotidae
Gene: ZNF75D
Product: zinc finger protein 75D
Exons: 8
Coding region: 242-1402 (386 amino acids)
Biological process (GO): negative regulation of transcription by RNA polymerase II
Molecular function (GO): DNA-binding transcription repressor activity, RNA polymerase II-specific
Source: RefSeq, a predicted model, not a curated record